AUGGGUCUUCUGCUUCCCCUCUUGCUCUUGCUCGUUUUCUCCAGGGCCAAUGGGCAGCCGUCCCCUGGAUACUGGCCGAGCUCCAAGUUCGGAGUUGUGCGAUUCUAUGAAGCUUUUGGUAACAUCUGGGGUCUGAGCCACCAAUCAGUUUCCCCGGACAAGUCCUCGUUAACAAUCUGGCUUGACAGAAGCUCAGGUUCUCUCUCUCUCUCUCUCUCUCUCUCUCUCUCUCUCUCUCUCUCUCUCUCUCUCUCUCUCUCUCUCUCUCUCUCUCUCUCUCUCUCCCCCAUGGAUUUUCCACUCUCAUGGUCCUGAGAACCAGGGAGCGGAUUCAAGUCGGUCAAGCCUUUCAGGAACGGCUACUUUGGGGCAUCGAUCAAGCUCCACCCCGGCUACACGGCCGGAGUAAUUACAGCCUUCUACGUGAGACAAAAUUUUAUCUCAAUUGAAAGAUAAAGCUGAGAAAUCAACUUGCAGCGGGAACAGCUGCCUCUCUCUGACUGUGCUGCCGCUUCUGUGCAUGAUCCAGCUAUCCAACAACGAAGCCCAUCCGGGUUUCCACGACGAGGUCGACAUUGAGUUCCUUGGGACGACACCCGGCAAGCCGUACACGCUUCAAACCAACGUCUAUGUGAGGGGCAGCGGCGACGGGAGGGUCGUCGGGAGGGAGAUGAAGUUCCACCUCUGGUUCGAUCCAACGGCCGCCUUCCACCACUACGCCAUCCUAUGGAACCCCGACGAGAUACUGUAAGCGAUGAUGAUACCCUCCCUUCUCUUAUUCAUGUACAGCAUAAAGUACCUCUCUCUCUCUCUCCCCUUUCCGAUGGUUUCAUUUCAGAAGAUAUCUGACGUAGCUUGUUAUGUCGUGUACCGAUCCUUCUCAUACGAGUCCGUAGUCGCCGUAUUCAUAUUCUGUUACAUCUCUUUCCCUCUCCAUUCAUCCUCUCUCUCUCUCUCUCUCUCUCACUAGCUAAAAGACUGUCUCCGCACAUAGUUCAAUCUACGGUCAUGUAGAAAAACCUUUCAGCAUACAGGUUUGUUCUCGCCAACAUUCGACUAAUUUCCAGCAUUCUACCCCGGUGCAACGAUCCUGAUGCGAGCCCGGAAAAAUAUAUUAUCUUCUGCACCAUCAUAGAAUGGGGGGCAUUUGAUCGAUGAAAAAAUCCCGCUAAUUCGUAAAUUUGGUCUUCUUAUGCAUGACGACGAUGCGGUGGCUGCCCAGAUUCUUGGUGGACGACGUGCCCAUCCGGAGGUAUGCGAGGGAGAGUGGUGCCACCUUCCCGCAGCGCCCGAUGUGGGUCUACGGCUCCAUCUGGGACGCGUCCUCCUGGGCAACGGAGGGCGGGAGGUUCAAGGCCGACUACCGCUACGCGCCCUUCGUCGCGCGCUUCACCCACUUCAACGUCGGCGGUUGCCCCGCCGAUGCGCCGCAGUCGUGCCACCCCGUGGCCUCCUCCCCCGGCGGCUCCGGCCUCAGCGCCCGCCAGGCCGCCGCCCUGCGCUGGGCGCAGGCCAAACACCUGGUCUACGACUACUGCAAAGACCCCCUGCGUGAUCAUUCCCCAACCCCCGAGUGCUCGCGUUAG
This is a messenger RNA of Spirodela intermedia, 1586 nucleotides long. The record is from the annotation of a GenBank genome assembly. NCBI's taxonomy places the organism in Eukaryota, Viridiplantae, Streptophyta, Magnoliopsida, Alismatales, Araceae.